GCUGUGGAGACACCUUUGUAGAGGCUGUGGCUCUACUGAGGAACAGAAUUACUGUUUUUUGUCUCUGGAACGGUGACAGGUCAGACGUUCUCUCCUGCAGUUGUGGACAGGCACAGACGGAGACCAUGGCUGUAAUGGAGGGGUUUCUUCUCCAGGCCCCCGCUCCUGUGACUCUUCUGGGGGCUGUGCUGGUGCUGCUGUUGCUUUAUCUGCUCUCACCUUCUCCCGACUCGGCGAGGGAGCCCCCAGGCCCCCGGCCCCUGCCUCUCCUGGGGAACCUGCUUCUUCUGGAUCUGAAAAACCUGCAUGUAUCUCUCUGUGAGCUAUCAGAGAAACAUGGCAGCGUGUUCACUGUGCACUUUGGCCCAAAGAAAGUGGUUGUGCUGGCAGGAUAUAAGACCGUCAAACAAGCACUUGUCGACUACGCUGAGCAGUUUGGGGAGCGGGAUGUCACCCCCAUCUUCCAUGAUGUACUCCAGGGACACGGUGUUCUGUUUGCCAAUGGAGACUCAUGGAGAGAGAUGAGACGCUUCGCCCUCUCCACGCUGCGCGACUUUGGCAUGGGUAAGAGAGGGUGUGAGGAGAAGAUCAUCCAGGAGGUCCACCACCUGGCGGAGGUGUUCGAGAAGUUCAAGGGUGAACCUUUCAACACAGCCCAGCCAGUGAAUUAUGCUGUCUCCAACAUCAUCUCCUCCAUUGUCUAUGGAAGCCGCUUUGAAUAUGCUGACCCAGUCUUUCAAAAAAUGGUCGACAGGGCCAGCGAGAACAUCCGGCUUGCUGGCUCUGCAGAAAUACAGCUGUUCAACCUGUUUCCACGGCUGGGCCGCUGUCUGGGGCAGUGGUUAGGGAAUCGUGCCUUGCUGCUGAAGAAUUCCUACUCCAACAUUGAGGAAGCAAAAGGGCUGGUGAAGAGACUGCAGGAGUCGCUGAACCCUCAGCAGUGCAGGUGCUUUGUGGACUGCUUCCUCAUUCGACAGCAGGAGGAGGCAGGGCAGAAGGGCUCCCACUUUCACCAGAAUAACCUGAUCAUGACUGUCGGCAACCUGUUUGCAGCCGGGACUGACACCACUGGAACCACACUGCGCUGGGGGCUGCUUCUCAUGGCCAAGUACCCCCACAUACAGGACCGCGUCCAGGAAGAGAUGAGCCGGGUCAUCGGGGACAGGCAGCCGAGAACCGAGGACCGGAGGAGCCUGCCCUACACCAACGCCGUGAUCCACGAGAUCCAGAGACUGGCCAACAUUGUUCCCCUGAGUCUCCCCCAUGUCACCAGCCGUGAUGUCACCUUCCAGGGAUUCUUCAUUAAGAAGGGAACUACAGUGAUCCCGCUGUUGACUUCAGUGCUUCAGGAUGAGAGUGAAUGGAAAAACCCCUACAGCUUUAACCCUGAUCACUUCCUGGAUGAGGAGGGCCACUUCAUCAAGAGAGACGCCUUCCUGCCCUUCUCUGCAGGGCGGAGGGUGUGUCUGGGAGAGAGUCUGGCCAGAAUGGAGCUCUUCCUCUUCUUCACCUCCCUGCUGCAGAGGUUCCGCUUCUCUGUUCCCCCUGGGGUGUCUGAGACAGAGCUGGACCUUACCCCAAUUGUUGGGGUAACCCUCAACCCCUCCCCCCAUCGACUCUGUGCCAUAAGCCGGGCGUGAACGCCACUCCUGCGUGUCCUGUGUAAACACCGCAACAAUGCCUGACAUGUUCUGCAUAUACCUGCAUCUUUCAGUGUCUGUUUUCAAGCAGUGACCAUAGAGUAUGUGUGCAUGCUAUGAUACAAUGACGCAUAGGCUUCUGCGCUAACCUUUUACUGGUCCCUCCACUGGCUCCCGGUCGAAGCCAGGAUCCGCUUCUAAACCCUGACGCUCACCUUCUCUGCUGCAAAAAAGACUGCCCCGACCUACCUCAUCCUAACCUACGCAUCCGCUCGACAACUUCGCUCUGCCACAUCCAGACGCCUCGUUCCUUCCACCAACAGAACGAAAAGGCCACGAUCCUCGCAAGGUCGCAAGAUGACAAGAUGGGGUUCAGGUGUGCAGGUAGGUGGGUGGAGCCAGUCAGGUGACCAGGUGGGC
Molecule: messenger RNA, 2060 nt
Organism: Megalops cyprinoides (Indo-Pacific tarpon)
Lineage: Eukaryota; Metazoa; Chordata; Actinopteri; Elopiformes; Megalopidae
Product: cytochrome P450 2K1-like
Exons: 9
Coding region: 126-1640 (504 amino acids)
Biological process (GO): xenobiotic metabolic process
Cellular component (GO): intracellular membrane-bounded organelle; cytoplasm
Molecular function (GO): oxidoreductase activity, acting on paired donors, with incorporation or reduction of molecular oxygen, reduced flavin or flavoprotein as one donor, and incorporation of one atom of oxygen; heme binding; iron ion binding
Source: RefSeq, a predicted model, not a curated record